AUGAAGCUUCUUACAGCGGCCUUGGCACAAGCGGCCCAAGGCACGCUGCUUGUUUCCGAUUUUAACACGGGAACACAGCUCUCCUCUGCCUUUGCUGAUGUUACUCUUUCAACGCCUUUGGAGUUGUUUGGUACAAGAGAAUUCACAAAUGUUUACGUCAACGAAGCCGGAUCAGUGAGUUUCGACAAGGAAUUUUUGAAUAUCAACGCAGGAAGUCAGACUUUGCAGCCGAGUGACCCUCAUAAAAUCGUCAUCGGCCCGUAUCUUGGCGAUUUUGCAUCUGUGACGACGUAUUACGAUCAGACCCUAUCUACUGCAUCAAAGUCAGCUGUCGAUGCUUUUGUACAGACUCACUCUUCCUACCCCACUUAUGCCUCUUCCUACAACUUGGUCGUCACUUGGGAUAGCGCUACUGGCGGAACUGGAACUCCUGGAAGCUCUCAAUUGGUGUUGACAUCCAACGGAGGAUUGCAUUUUGCUUUACUGAGUUAUGACUCAACAACUCCUGAUUUUUCAACGGCGCAAGGAAAUAACGGAGCAGAUGCUUAUGCAGGAAUUUUGACCCAUAAAGGCCGCGACGCACUCUGUCUCUCAACAAUCAGUGAUGCAACUGAUGGCGGAAACGAGCAAUAUCUCUUCAGCUUGGUUGACUUUCUUUCCUGCACCCAUUCGGCCAGUUUCUCCGAGUGCGGCGAGUACAAGAACGACUACAACGAGCAGUAUCAAACCGAGCUCGUCUACAAAACCGUCGCUUCCUCCUCUUCCUUAGGCUUCUUUUGGGAAGCGAUUGCCUCCUGCUAUGAUGGAUUUGCCAUCGACGCUUCUGGCAACAAGAAGUUCCCAGCACAGUGCAUUUACGAAGCUGAUCAAUAUUACACUUCGUGGUCGACGCCAAUUAAUCCAAGAACAUCCGAAACCUAUCGAUGCAAACAGGUUACAAACACAUUCGUUCAAAUCAAUGCUGUGAGCAUUUCUCUCGACGCUCUUGGCAACACCCCAUUCUCCCUUCUGGCCGGAAUCGACGUCACUAAAUUAACGACUCUUGGGCAGCUUCUUUGGCUCGUUCUUCUGAAAUUCGCCGUCGCCAUGCAGAUCAACGACAAUCUCUCCUUACCCAACUCAAUGCAUAUCGAUGGAGUCCGCCGAAUCGUCAGAAGAGAAGCUGACGAUAUCUCGAGAAUGCGCCGAGCUGUUACAACACCUACUGGUCCUGAUUUCAUUGACCUUUUGGAUGAACUCGGAGUUUGGAUGGAUACAUCUUCCUUCAACAACUUCGCCGACAUCACCACCGCCCUGAAUGACAUCGCCGUCGCGACCGAUGCGCUAAACUCCGACAUCGAUUCGAUCGAUUUCACCGUCGGCGUUGAUGCAUUCCUCCCGAUAAGGCCAUAUCAUCAAACUGGAGUCACUGCGGCUGAAAUCAAACAAAUGGUUGUUGAUGCAAUUACUGUCACUGCUGAUGUGACUGUGAAUACAGGCAAUGUGGACAAUCUCAUCAGUGAUAUUGACACUCAAAUCUCGGGAGAAUUGAACGAAGUCCUCGCCAGUUCAAGCUGUUUGGGCGGAAAUAAAAAUAUUCCAAGUCAACCAAAUCCACUCUGGGUCAAGCCGGACCAAUGCUGUGGCUCAAAACCGAUCGCUUCCGCUCAGCACGGAUGUUGCCAACUUUCAAAUGGCAAUCUUCGAUACUUUCUCCUCGACUCCCAAUCUUGCUGUAACGGUCAAAUAGUUGCAGCCGGUGAUCCUUCCUGUACUACGACAGUUGAAGAGGUCGACAUUAUGUAA
Oikopleura dioica is the source of this 1785-nucleotide messenger RNA. NCBI's taxonomy places the organism in Eukaryota, Metazoa, Chordata, Appendicularia, Copelata, Oikopleuridae. The record is from the annotation of a GenBank genome assembly.